Messenger RNA from Symbiodinium sp. CCMP2456, 3831 nucleotides. Lineage: Eukaryota; Dinophyceae; Suessiales; Symbiodiniaceae. The record is from the annotation of a GenBank genome assembly.
AUGCCAAACCCAUGGCGGUUCAGAAUGCUGUUUCAAUGUUGGGUGUGCCUGCAAUGUGCUGCGCAGGUGCUACUGGGCGCCGUGCGGGAUCAAGCAACACUGGACAGCCGCAUCGUGCCGUCUAGCCUGAUACAGAAUGCCUCCAUACUGCCCCGUGGAGCAAGCAAGCAAAGAAAGGGUGUCAGUCGUGGUCCUUGUAAAGAGAAAGAGAAUCUCAGAGCAGCUUUGACAAAGAUCGGCUGCCCAACUGAAUAUUUUACCUCAGAAGACCACUGCCGGUGGAAAGGAGUGUUUUGCCACAAGGACUUCUGCGCAAUACGUAAGCUGGUGCUUCCCCGGAGGAGUCUAGCAGGGGACAUGUCUGGUCUGAGUGCCUUGGCACGGCUGCAAGCCCUGGUCUUGACCAACACCAAAGUGGUGGGCAGCCUCAGUAUUCUUGCGAAAUUGACAGAGCUGCAGCGUUUACAACUUUCUGGCACACGAGUGACUGGCGACGUGCGAGCCCUGGAAAACUUGACCAAGCUGGUGAGGCUAGACCUUUCCAAAACAGCGAUUGCAGGGAACCUGCAGUCGCUUGAGAAAUUUCUCAAGAUGAAGGUUCUCCAUAUGGCUGGCACAGAGGUCGGUGGCAAAUUGCAUGCAUUGAGAAAUCUGACAAGAAUACAAGACCUGGAUCUUUCAGGCACCAAGCUGACCGGGGGCCUGCACCCCUUGAGACGACUCAGGCGUUUGCAACGUUUGCUGCUAUCUGGUUCGCAAGUCACGGGCGAUUUCCGAAGUUUAGAGAAUUUGACGGACUUGAGCUUGGUGAAUCUGGCCGAAUCUGCGGUGUCUGGCAAGCUCCAUUCCCUUGCAAAACUUUCGAGCUUGUCUGAGCUUGUUCUUUCCCGCACACACACAAGUGGCAGCCUCCAGGAUCUCGCGAAUUUGACCCAGCUGAAAGAUUUACGAAUGUCUGAAACUAGGGUGGUUGGUGGCUUGGCCUCGUUGGAGGUCAUGUCGGGACUCACAGUGCUCGACUUGGCGGGCACAGUCGGCGUGAACGGUGCUAUUGCCGCCCUGAUAAGGCUUGAGAGUCUGGAAAUUGCAAACCUGGCCUCAACACAAGUCUCUGGACGUUUGACGUCCGAUUGGCGGGGCCAUUUGCGAAAUCUUCGAACGUUGAACCUGGCUGGCAGCCAAGUCCAGUUCCUCCCGAGCGGAAAAGACGUGGAGGACUUGAGAUAUUUGUUCACAGCAGGGAUUAAGGUCAACGCCCUGUUGCCUGCACUGAAGGAGUUGGAUGUCUCGCGUUGCCUGGUGCAUGGCCCUGUUGAGGAUUUGCUUUGGCCACUUGCGGCCUCCCCAUGCCUUGUGAAGUUAGCAGCUGCUGGCAAUAACUUGACUGGACCACUUCCAGACUUUGAAAACAUGCACCUUGUAUCUGUCAACGGUGAUAUCCGCAAACACUAUAAAUCCUUCCUGUCCAGCGUCCUGCAAUCCCUUGACCUGUCCGGGAACCAGCUGGACCGAAUUGAGGGCUUGGUUGCUGGCACUCUCCUGGCGCUGCGUGACAACACGCUGCCUGUGACCUUUGCCGCGGGCGUCCUUCAGCAAGCACUGGACCGGAGCGUUCAUCUGGACCUCACUGGGGUCACCCUUAGCAACUCAGACGAGGCCAUGCUUCUUUUCGCAAAGCAGAGGAUCAAGACCACCAGGCUUGUAGCUACCACCGACAUCGUGAACGGCUUCGCCUGCUUCGACCUUCAGGACAGCGUGCUACAAGUCACGCCUGACCGCUUCCUGCCCCAACUUCUGUGUGGCUGCUCUCCGGGCCACAGCGGGCUUGGCACCUACUGCUUGAAGUGCAGCGCUGGCCGCUACAACCCGAAGUUCAACCAGAGCAUGUGUCUGCCUUGCCCACAGGGAAGCACAUCAUCACCAGGUGCCAGCUCUGCGGAAAGCUGCCAAUGCAAUGCUGGCAGGAUAGCAGCGGAUUCAGAUGAUCCCAGAUGCGCAUGUGAAGCCCACACGGCCUAUUACCAGAAGUCGUGCAUUGAAUGCAGCGAGCUGAAUCUGGACUGCCCUGAUGAAGGAAGCUUGGCAGAGUCGGCGCGGCCGAAGAGCGGAUAUGCGCGGCUAAGCAGCGCCAUUCCGAAUGCAUCCAGGUGCCUGGAUCUCGCCGAAGAGCGCUGCAAGACCUCAGCCAACAGUUCCGAGCUGGGCUGUGCGCAGGGCUAUGAAGGUCCUUUGUGCACUGCGUGCGCCAAUGGAUACCGCAGCAGCGGCCACCGGUGCCGCAGGUGUGCACAGGGUCACACACUGGGAAGAUGGCCGGCCGUGAUGGUGGCUGUCGCUGUGGCAGCUGCAGUCGGUGCGAUCUUUGCUUGGAGAAGGAGAAGCGCUCCGCGGGAAGCCACUGCCUCCACGGCCUCUACGCCCGAAGCAAGAGCAGUGCUGUCCCAGCUUCUGCUGGCUCAGGGGCCCGUGCUCUUGCAGUUGUGUCAGCUCUGGGGCGUCUUGGUGGCUUUGAGUCAGACCACGCAAAGCAGUGGGCCUGCGGCAGAGGGCCAAUGGGAGCAGGAGUACGUGCAGUGGCUUCAGUUGACGGCCGGCGGUCUGCGCGAUGCUCUCAGCAUCGAGUGUGCCUACGGCAGGACGUCUCGAACCGUGUCCGCCCUCGCGGCUCCUUGCAUGCCGCUGCUACUGCUGGGACUGAGCGGUGCCGUCGAAGCUGUGGCCCGUGGCUGUGGUGUAAGCAUGGCGCUGAAAGCCUUGUCUCUGUUCUUCAUUGGGGGCGCCUCUAGCUGCGCGAAGCUCUUGCACUGCCAGCGUCUGGAUGGAGGUGGCGAGCCGCUACAAGACCGGGCUUUCCGAGCCCUGCUGCCGCACAAACUGUGUGCGGAGUCGGACGGCGAAGCUGCUUGGGCCGAUCGUGUUGGAUUUGCUUGCGCUGUGGCAUAUGGAAUCCUGAUUCCGGGCUUUUUGCUGUCGUUGAUACUGAAGCAGCAUCUGGUCCUCGCUCCGAGCAGACGCUUCGUGUUUUUCUCCGAGCCGGAGGGAGAGAAGACCUUGGUGGGAGUACGUGUGCUGAAGCCGCCGGAUGGUGCAGAGACGGCCGAGGAGGAGGAGCUGAGAGCACGACAUCUUUUGGCCUCCGCCGUGGCCUACAGCGCAGUCUUCUUUCAUGGUCGCGUGCGGCUGCAGCUGCAGGCUGACACCAUGACGGUGCAGCGAAUCGAAGACAAGCUUGAGGACGCGGACGGAGCAGAGCUCGACGUGAACAGCCUUCUCUGGACUGCUCUGAAGAACAAAGCAGAUGAAGACCUCGAGCGGUGCCGCGCAAUCGCAAGGAUGUUGACCGAACAAUACAUCCUUGACAAGGCCAAGGCCUCCGACCGAAUCUUGGCCGGUUCCACAGAGCUUUUCUUCAAAUAUGUCGCUUGCAAAGACGUUUGGCUCGAGAUGGCCAUGAAAUUGGUUGCCGUCGCCUUGGUCGCCUCGGUAGCUUCGCAAGAUAACAACAGCCUCAUGCUGGUGCUGGGCAUCACCACCGGAACAGCCAUCUUGCUGGGCACCUUGAAGCCUUACCGACAACGCCAGGUGAACGAUUUGCAGAGCUGUUGCUUCUACUGUUUGGCAGCAUCCGCCCUUGGGUUUGCUCUUGGAAGUGUCUGGCUCCCUCGCUGCACGCUGGCCGCCCCGUUUGCGCUGGCUGCCGCGCAGACGCUGCGCCCAGAUGGGCCCGAAGCACUGGCGCUGCGCAUCUCUGAGGCUGCCAAUGCCCGGUGGUCGGCACUCCAGCAGGGCGAUCCUGUGGACUGUGGCAUGGAGACUCUGAGCGGUAUCUGA